Molecule: messenger RNA, 2484 nt
Organism: Alternaria burnsii
Lineage: Eukaryota; Fungi; Ascomycota; Dothideomycetes; Pleosporales; Pleosporaceae
Product: tubulin-domain-containing protein
Exons: 8
Coding region: 1-2484 (827 amino acids)
Biological process (GO): microtubule nucleation; mitotic spindle organization; lipid metabolic process
Cellular component (GO): centrosome; spindle; microtubule
Molecular function (GO): GTP binding; structural constituent of cytoskeleton; phosphoric diester hydrolase activity
Source: RefSeq, a predicted model, not a curated record
AUGUCUGAGAUCAAGACAGACGUUGGCGGCGUCGACAGCGCAUUCGACGUACAAACACCAAUCCUCGAAAACAUGGUCGUAGGGGUACCGCCAGUGUUUGAAGGGCUCACCAAGCAGCUCGACAAGAUUGUUGAGCAGCCACUGCUCGGUCCGAAAGCCAAGUUCCCCACAGCUACGUUUGCAUUUGGACGUAAAAAUGUGUCUGGCAGGCGGUUACCACAGGCUAUUGCCCACCGAGGGUACAAGGCCAAGUUCCCCGAGAACACUAUGGGGGCGUUCAAGGGAGCAGUUGAAGUAGGCGCAGAGGGUCUGGAAACAGACGUACAUCUGACGAAAGAUGGUGUAGUCGUAUUAUCUCAUGACAAGGACCUGAAGCGGUGUUUUGGCAGAGACGAGAAGGUUAUAGACUGCAACUAUGAGUUCAUAAGUAAGCUGAGGACGUUGAAAGAACCCCACGAGAAGAUGCCUCGUCUCUUGGAUCUGCUCGAGUAUCUUGCACAACCUGGACUCGAAGAUAUCUGGGUGUUGCUCGAUAUCAAGCUUGACAACAACGCGGACGAUGUGAUGCGCUUGAUUGGUGACACAAUUCGGAGUGUGGCUCCGUCACCAUCUAGGCCAUGGCAGAAGCGUAUCGUGCUAGGGUGCUGGGCAGCCAAGUACCUUCCGCUAUGCUCACGGUACCUGCCUGGCUUCCCAAUCUCGCACAUUGGCUUCUCAACGCUGAUUGCGUCGUAUUUCUUUACUGUACCGAACGUCUCUUUCAACAUGGCACAGGCCAUUCUCAUGACGCCAUGGGGUCGGCUGUUUAUACGGAAAGCUCAGAGCGACGGUCGGCCCGUGUACGCAUGGACGGUGAACGAGGAGAGCCGGAUGCGAUGGGACAUACGGCACGGCCUUGAUGGCGUCGUGACGGACGACCCGAAGCUCUUUCUGGAGGUUCGGAAGUCGUGGAACGAGGGAACGAGAGACGGGGUGACGAUGAUGACAUGGCUGGACGUGCUGCGGAUCAACUUCUUCUGUCUGAUAUACACGGUCUUGUUCCAGUGUUACUUUGGGUUUCAGCCGCGUUCGCAGCCCACCACGUCGCUGAUCAAGACCACAAUGCCUAGAGAAAUCAUAACACUGCAGGCUGGCCAAUGCGGCAACAGCGUCGGGCAGCAGUUCUGGCAGCAGCUCUGUCAAGAACACGGUAUCAAUCGCGAUGGCAACCUCGAGGACUUUGCGACCGAGGGCGGUGACCGCAAAGACGUCUUCUUCUACCAGUCAGACGACACCCGCUACAUUCCACGCGCCAUUCUUCUGGAUCUCGAGCCCAGAGUCCUCAAUUCCAUCCAGUCGAGCGCCUACAAGAACAUCUACAACCCCGAAAACUUCUACAUACACAAGGAUGGCACCGGCGCCGGAAACAACUGGGGCAUGGGCUACAGCAUGGGCGAGCAGGUGCACGAGGACAUUUUGGAUAUGAUUGACCGUGAGGCUGACGGCUCAGACUCACUCGAGGGUUUCAUGAUGCUGCACUCCAUCGCUGGUGGUACUGGAUCCGGUCUCGGCUCAUACAUGCUCGAACGACUGAACGACAGAUUCCCAAAGAAGCUGAUCCAGACAUACAGUGUCUUUCCCAACACACAGGACGGCGACAUCGUCGUCCAACCAUACAACAGCUUGCUGAGCAUGAGACGCUUGACACAAAACGCAGACUCCGUGGUUGUCCUCGACAACGGAGCCUUGACAAGGAUUGCCGCAGACCGACUGCAUGUCAUGAACCCCUCAUUCGAGCAGACCAACCAGUUGGUGUCCACCGUCAUGUCCGCCAGUACCACGACCCUCCGUUAUCCUGGAUACAUGCACAACGACCUUGUGGGUAUCGUUGCAUCGCUCAUUCCCACACCGCGCUGUCAUUUCCUCAUGACUUCUUACACCCCCUUCUCCGGCGAGAACGUAGAGCAGGCCAAGACGGUUCGCAAAACAACCGUCUUGGACGUUAUGAGACGACUCUUGCAGCCCAAGAACCGCAUGGUCUCUACAAACCCCACCAAGAAGAGCUGCUACAUGUCCAUUUUGAACAUUAUCCAGGGAGAGGCCGACCCUUCAGAUGUGCACAAAUCGCUUAUGCGCAUUCGCGAACGUCGUCUCGCUACCUUUAUACCGUGGGGGCCCGCCUCUAUUCAAGUCGCCUUGACGAAGAAGUCUCCCUACGUGACCUCCUCACACCGAGUUUCGGGACUUAUGCUUGCGAAUCACACAGGUAUCGCCACACUCUUCAAGCGAAUAGUAGCGCAAUACUCCACGCUCAGAAAACGUAACGCUUUCCUUGAGAGCUACAAACGUGAAGUGCCCUUCAAAGAUGGUCUCGGCGAAUUCGAUGAAGCUAAGGAAGUUGUACAAGGUCUAAUUGCAGAAUACGAAGAGGCUGAGGAUGCCGACUAUCUGACCAAAGAGACAGCGCCGCCUGCAGCUGAAGCUGACGAUGCGAGAGUGGGCUAA